AUGUAUCAAGCCUUUCUGGUUGAGACUAAAAAUGAUUUUGAACCUUCUGGGAGUGUGGAGUUAGAAGAGUUUUACGUUGUCACCAAUUACAACAAAGCUUUGGAAUUUGUUGACGGCCUUCGUGCUGAUUCAAAUAUGCUUAUUAGAGAUAUAGAGCCUCAGGAUCGGCCUCAAAAGGCGAGGGUGUUUUUGAUUCUGGAGUCUACAUGUGAUUUGAGCACUGAUUGUCUUGUUAGAGUGUAUUCCAACAGUAGUUGGUUGUCAGAGGAGCUUUUGAAACGAAUUGUUACCGUCAGCAAAACUGGUCAAUAUUCACUGAAGUUCCUUGUUCAAAGGGGAAAGUUCUACUCGCUGCGAGGGGAUUCCUCAAUCUCUUUUAAAAAAUCUCCACCAAUCCCUGGAAUCUCAGGAGUUGCUUGUCAUGUCCAAAGCACUUGUUUUCAAAGCAUCCAAGACUUUGUCAGAUUCGCUGGGACGUCUCCAUUUUUAGAGCCCCUGGAGAAGAUGAUCCAACUACAGGCGCCGCACCGAACGCGAUAUGAGCUCCACCGGCCAAAAUCGCCCACAGAAGACUUGAUACCAAACCCCCCUGAUGAGCAGAUCAUACACAAGACCGUUGAGCUGUCCAUGCCUGCAAUUACUAGAAUCAUUGGAAUUAAAGGCAAAAACAUCAACUUUAUACGCAAGAGCAGUCAGGCCCACGUUAAAGUGUGCAACAUCGAGCGUGCUAUCAGACUGGCACUUCCACGAGCAGUCAUCACUCAACAAUUGCUUCUAACAGGUACUCAGCCACAGGUUAAAAUGGCCGAAAAACAUAUCUUCAAGAUUCUCAAUUCGUAUCGCUCAGGCUCUCAACUUCGCUAA
Molecule: messenger RNA, 864 nt
Organism: Kuraishia capsulata CBS 1993
Lineage: Eukaryota; Fungi; Ascomycota; Pichiomycetes; Pichiales; Pichiaceae
Exons: 2
Coding region: 1-864 (287 amino acids)
Molecular function (GO): RNA binding
Source: RefSeq, a predicted model, not a curated record